AUGUGUAUAGAUCAUUUCUCUAUUUCAAGUGAUCCCCAGCUGGUCAGCACCAUACUCUAUCAUGCUGCCAGAGAAUACCUGCCUUCCAGGAUUAGUCAUGAAAACAAGAAUCUUGGAGCGAGCAAGUUAGUAAAUCGUGAAGACAUAGAAGUGGGAAUCCAAGUUGGAGAAGCCGUCGAGGAUGUCUUCUCCGGUAGCGAGGAUGCCGGGAUCAAGAAGCAUAUGCUUCCUCUCUUGAGCUCAGAAUCCGGCGGGAGUAUCAAACCGAUAACCUUCUCAGUUAUCCAAGCUCGAGUUCUUGUCUUCAUGCUUCUUGUAAAAAGAUGGUCUUGGGGAAUGAGUACGAUGAUGAUAAUUUGCUUCCACAUAUUCCGGUUGAUGAUGAUCCACGUCCCCAAGUUGUCCCUCAAAAUGGUUUGCAUCAUUUACUCAAAGUUUAUUCACCAAUUUCACUUAAUGUUCUGCAUAGUGAUGUUUUUGGAACUCAGGAUAGUACAACUACAAAGGAUAUAUGGCCACCUGAGCUAUUGAUGCAGGAGGAAAUCGGACACAACUAUAGAAUUAAUUAGUCUAUGAUGUGGGGAUGUAAUUGGUUUGAUUUAAGCAAGAAAAGGAAGGGUCAACUACUCAAGAAAAAAAGAAGAGACCUUUGGCAAAUUGUGAUUUAGAAGAUAUUCUCUACCGAGUUGUCAACAUCCAUCAAGAGAAAAACCAAGAAGGAAAGAAGAAACUAUCGACAAAUCUCUUGAUUCAUCUUUUAAAGAAUUCUCAUAUUUAUAUUUACG
This is a messenger RNA of Alnus glutinosa, 785 nucleotides long. RefSeq lists its product as uncharacterized. The coding region runs from base 1 to 531 and encodes 176 amino acids. The record is from RefSeq and is a predicted model, not a curated record. The transcript is spliced from 5 exons. NCBI's taxonomy places the organism in Eukaryota, Viridiplantae, Streptophyta, Magnoliopsida, Fagales, Betulaceae.